GUGUUGAUUUCACAACUCACAACGACAACACGGUGAACACAGACAACAUCUUGUUAUUUAAGCCACUUGAGGGCAUAAAAAAGAAAGAAAAACUGGACUUUUCAUAAAUAUGUUGUAGAUCAUUUGCGUGAUGGACACAGAAAAACAGGGUUACUUAGGGAAGCUUGAAGAUAAGUCGAUUUCAGAGCUUCAGGAAUUAUUGGCUAGACAAGAAAAUAUUCUCAAAAAAACAAAAUUUGUUUCCAAUCUUCCUGAUAAAGGAAAGAAAAUUAAUCAGUUUAGACAGAAAUUGAUAGAAUUGAUAAGUGAAAAAGAAAGGCUUGUAUCUGGUACAUCCCAACCAAGAGGUAACACACCAACAAAAAAACAACUGGACAAAAAUCCAAAUAUAAAGCCUACAUCAAAAUUUUCAGCAGUAUCAAAGGACAAAGUAUUUUCUGCUGUGAAAAAUGAAGACACCCCAGUCAGUGAAAAUGUACUUAGGGAUGUGGUUACCAUGGCAAAUAAAUCUGGUGGUUUGGAAGCAGAUAAGCAAGAUAAUGAGAAAUUUCCAUUAGUUGAAGCCCCUCAAACUGCAGCACAAACAUGUAUAACAAGUGACUUUUCAAAUUUAAGAGAUAAAAGUGUACAAGGUAGAAUUAAAAAUGACAGAGGUGCCAUCACAGAAACACGAGAACAUUGUAACAGAAACAACAACAUGCAGGAAACACUGAAUGUAAAUGUUGGAGAUGUGACAUUAUUGGAGAAAGCCAUGGAAAAUAUGGAUAUUGAUCCAUGUUCUUCAACCUUAGGAUCUGAAGAACUUAAAAACAAAAUAUUGGAGAAUUCCACAAAAUUUGCACCAUAUUUUAAAGCCAACAGUUUCCUAAAGAUACACAAUGUUCAGGAACUCCCAGACAAAUACAAAUGGAAGUCAAGACAGGGUCAUCCAAUCAAAGAAGAGAACACUUCAGUAUCAUGUCACAGUGAGGUGAAGGACGAAUCAGCUGCCACACCCCCCAUAUAUAAAUAUGAAGCGGCUCAGCUAAUCUCACUGAACGAGUCAAUGCAGCUUCAGCAAACACAACAGAGACAUCAGGAGGAAUUACAAGCGAGGACUGCAGCAGAAAGACUAGCCAAGUCACUCAAAAUAAAGAUGGAGCCAUACAACCCUGAGGGAAGAAAUAUGGCGAAUCCUUUAUCAUAUAUGAUUAUCUACAGACUCCAGGUUGACCAGAUGGACACAGACAGUGACGACGAACAGGAAGUGGAGUUUUAUCCUGAUGCUGUUGACUGACUAAUCCGUGGAAAUCAAAUAUUGACUGUAGAUACCCAAAUGUUUGACCGGUGUUUUAACAUUUUUGUAUGUAAAUGGUCUCAUUAACUGUACCUUUGAAUGAAGAUUAAACCAGCCUGGGGGAAAAUAAG
This is a messenger RNA of Saccostrea echinata, 1407 nucleotides long. RefSeq names its product DNA-directed RNA polymerase II subunit GRINL1A-like. The record is from RefSeq and is a predicted model, not a curated record. Gene Ontology annotation, molecular function: transcription elongation factor activity. The coding region runs from base 131 to 1276 and encodes 381 amino acids. Gene Ontology annotation, biological process: intracellular signal transduction; transcription elongation by RNA polymerase II. Gene Ontology annotation, cellular component: intracellular anatomical structure; nucleus. The transcript is spliced from 6 exons. Lineage: Eukaryota; Metazoa; Mollusca; Bivalvia; Ostreida; Ostreidae.